Salvelinus sp. IW2-2015 is the source of this 7020-nucleotide messenger RNA. RefSeq names its product multiple epidermal growth factor-like domains protein 6. Lineage: Eukaryota; Metazoa; Chordata; Actinopteri; Salmoniformes; Salmonidae. The record is from RefSeq and is a predicted model, not a curated record. Gene Ontology annotation, molecular function: calcium ion binding; protein binding.
CAUCUGCAUGUGGUAGGCUAAACCAGUAAGGAUCGACCUCCAAGCGCCACUUUCUACGGGAUGUAUGGCUGCAUCUCUUUUGGAAGGUGUGGGACUGACUCUGCUCCUCACUCUGUUUGAAGUGUAACGGUGAUGCGUGUGUUCAUUUUUCCUCUCCAGUAAAUUGGCUACUGGUUUUGCUUUCGCUAAAACAUGUGUCAAUGUCGCUACAUUUCUACGGAUUAAUGCAUACGCAAAAUAUUGAUACGUUCAACACAACGUGAAUAUGGAUUUUAUCUUUGUUUCAAUACUUUUUAUAUUUAUCGACGCGAUUUACGCAGUGUCCCGCUAUGGAAAUCUCCAACCAUACAUGCCCAAUGUGUGUGCAGAGCGGGAAGUGAUGCUGGUUGCCCAAAGGCAGCCCUGUGUGCAGGCCUUCACACGCAUGGUCAAGAUCUGGAAGCAAGGCUGCCUAGGACAGAACUGGUGCAUGGGAUACGAGAGAAGGACAGCGUAUUACACAGCAUACAGACAAGUCUACAGACAAGACUACCAGACGGUUUACAAGUGCUGUCCUGGAUGGUCUCAACUCAACGGAGAGGCUGGCUGCUUGUAUCCGGUGUGCAGCUACGGCGUGUGCUUCAACGGGGGCCAGUGUCGACAGGGAUCCCGCUCCAGCUCCCAGCUCUGUGAUUGUCCUGCUGGCUUCAAUGGGCCCAGUUGCCAGUAUGAUGUAAAUGAGUGUGAGGAGACUAACGGCGGUUGUGAGGCUCUGUGCUGCAACACCAUCGGCAGCUUCUACUGCAAGUGUCCUUCUGGUGAGCAGCUGAAGGACGACGGCAGGACCUGCCAAGAUAUUGAUGAGUGCCAGGUCCACAACGGUGGCUGCCAGCACGGUUGCGUGAACUCCAGGGGCUCUUAUCACUGUGAAUGUAACCCAGGCUCUCGACUCCAUGUGGAUGGACGCACCUGCAUUGCUGUCCAAUCAUGUGGAAUCAGUAAUGGAGGAUGUGAGCAUUUCUGUGUACAGCAGUCCCUUGCUGCCUUCCGUUGCCGCUGUAGAGACAAAUAUGUGCUGGCUGAGGAUGGCAAGCACUGCAAAUUGGAGAAUCCAUGUCUAGAUAAGAAUGGUGGCUGCCAGCAUGACUGUCUUGUUGAUCGUGGCAAGGCCCACUGUGAAUGUAGAAAUGGGUACAAGCUGGCAGAGGACAGGAAGACCUGUGAGGAUAUUGAUGAGUGUGAGUCGGAGCAGACGGGCUGUGCUCAUGGCUGCCACAACACCCUGGGCUCCUUCGCCUGUGUGUGUGACACUGCCUACGAGAUGGGAGCAGACGGACGCCAGUGCUAUCGAAUUGAGAUGGAGAUCGUCAACAGCUGUGAGAGCAACACCGGAGGCUGCUCCCAUCACUGCCAGCACUCCACCGGCGGCCCUGUCUGUAGCUGUAACCAGGGUUACCGACUGGAGGAGGACCUCAAGACCUGUGUUGACCUGGACGAGUGUGGAGAGGGAAGCUCCUGCUGCGAGCAGGACUGUACCAACUAUCCUGGGGGCUAUGAGUGCUACUGCACAGCGGGGUACCGCCUCAACUCAGACGGAUGUAGCUGUGAUGAUGUGGAUGAAUGUCUGGCGGCUAACGGUGGCUGUGAUCACACGUGCCAGAACACCGCCGGCUCCUUCCAGUGUUUCUGCCGCCGAGGCUUUCGUCUGGACGAGGACCGACACUCCUGUGAACCACUGGAGAAUACAGUUGAGGCCCUGUAUAGUGGUGGCCAGGAUGCCGUGGGGCCCCUGCCUCAGCCUCAGCUCACCCUGCUGCAGGACUACAACCAGCCCCUGGAGCGCUAUGAUGACUAUGAGGAUGACGACGCUGGAGAGCUGCUGGCUGAGAGCAUGUUGGCAGAGAAAUUUGUGUGUCUGAACAACACGUUUGGCCAUGACUGCAGUCUGACCUGUGAGGACUGCUCUAACGGAGGGCUGUGUGGCCCAGGGAGAGAUGGAUGUCACUGUCCCGAUGGAUGGACAGGCCUCAUUUGCAACCAGACUUGUCCUGAAGGAUCCUUUGGCAAGAACUGCUCAUUUCCCUGUAAGUGUAUGAACGGAGCCACCUGUGAUCCUGUUAAUGGGAACUGUCGCUGCCCACCUGGCGUCAGUGGAGACAUGUGCCAGGAUGGCUGUCCUAAGGGCUUCUAUGGGAAACAGUGCAAUAAGAAGUGUAACUGUGCCUGUAACGGGCGCUGCCACCGCACCUACGGAGCCUGUCUGUGUGACCCUGGACUCUACGGGAGGUUCUGCCAUCUACCAUGUCCCAAGUGGGCCUUUGGACCGGGCUGUUCAGAGGAGUGUCAUUGUGUCCAACAGAACACUCUAGAGUGUCACCGUCGCCAUGGCACCUGCGUCUGCAAGCCCGGUUGGCAAGGCAAUGCAUGCAGGGAAGAGUGUGACCCAGGCACGUUUGGCCCAGGCUGUGAGAACAAGUGUGAGUGCCCGCUUGGACUGUCUUGUGAUCAUGUGACUGGGAAGUGCCAACGUCUGUGCCCGGCUGGUCUCCGUGGAGACACCUGUGAUCAAGCCUGUCCAGAGGGGAGGUUUGGGCCAGGCUGCCCUCAGGCCUGUGACUGCUCAGGGGCUCCAUGUGACAGAGUGAGCGGCCAGUGUCAGUGUCCUGCUGGAACAUCAGGAAAACGCUGUGAGAAUUUGUGUGUGGAGGGUUCCUGGGGCGCGGGCUGCCGUGAGGCCUGUCCAGUCUGUGAGAAUGGAGGAGUGUGUGACAAACACAACGGAACCUGUUCCUGUCCUCCUGGGUACAUGGGCAGGCUCUGUCAGAACUCAUGUCCAACAGGACGGUUUGGUGUUGGAUGCCAGCUGCGCUGCGUGUGUGAAAACAGCGGGCGCUGCCACCCUGUCACGGGCCGUUGUACUUGUAACCCUGGCUGGGCAGGACAUAACUGCAGGAAAGCCUGUGACUCUGGGCGCUGGGGAGUGGACUGUGCUGAGAAAUGUGACUGUAAGAAUGGGGAUGGGAGCUGUGACGCAGUGACGGGCCAGUGUAACUGUGAGGCCGGCUACACAGGGACACAAUGCCAUGAAGAGUGUCCAGUGGGGUCUUUUGGUCUGGGCUGUCGGCAUCACUGCCAGUGUGACAACAAGGGGUCAUGUGACCAUGUCAGUGGAGCAUGCACCUGCCUGGUGGGCUGGACUGGAACCUUCUGUGAGAAACCCUGUCCCCAGGGCUUCUAUGGGGCAGACUGCCAGGAGAAGUGUGUCUGUCUGAAUGGAGGUCACUGCAACCAUGUCACUGGGACGUGUGUGUGUCCAGCUGGUUGGAUCGGUCCCAUCUGCAAACUGACAUGCCCGGCUGGUUUCUAUGGGGAGGGCUGUAACCAAACCUGCGGUUGCCAUAACAAUGGCAACUGCCACCCGGCAAGUGGGCAGUGUGUCUGUACACCUGGCUGGACAGGGCCCAGCUGCUCACAGGAAUGCCCAGUGGGCUUCUAUGGGGCAGACUGCCGUCAGCACUGCCUGUGUCAGAAUGGAGCCAAAUGUGACCGAAUCAAUGGGCAAUGUACCUGUGCCAACGGGUGGAUGGGCGCAGCCUGCGGGCUAGAGUGUGUAUCAGGGCGGUUCGGGGCCGACUGCCAGCAGCAGUGUCAGUGUGAGAACGGGGGCCACUGCGACAGACAGACGGGCCAGUGCAACUGUGGUCCUGGCUGGGUCGGAGAGCGCUGUGAAAAAGCCUGUGGGUCAGGCCUGUUUGGAGCUGGCUGUGAGGAGAGUUGUCAGUGUGAGCAUAUAGCCCCCUGUCACCACGUUACUGGGCACUGCCUCUGUCCACCAGGUUGGAGGGAACCCCACUGUGAUAAAGCCUGUUUACCUGGAACCUAUGGCAAGGGCUGUGUGCAACGCUGUACCUGUCCCCAGGGUACUUCCUGUCACCAUGUCUCUGGGGAGUGUGGCUGUCCCCCUGGACUCACUGGCAAUGGCUGUGAACAGACCUGUCUGUCAGGGACAUAUGGACUCAACUGUAACCAGGUGUGCCAGUGUUCUGAGACCAACCAGCUCUGCCACCCAGUGACUGGGUUGUGUUACUGCGCCCCAGGCUUCCAAGGUCCUAAAUGUAACCAGGAGUGUCAGAAAGGUUGGUAUGGUCCCGACUGUGAGCGAGAGUGCCAGUGUCAGAACAGUGGGAAGUGCAGCUCCACCUCUGGCACCUGUGAAUGCACAGCAGGGUUCAUCGGAGCACACUGCAACAUCACAUGCCCAGCUGGUCGUUAUGGGCAGGACUGUGCCCACGUGACACUGUGUGGAGAGGGGGCACAGAAUGAUCCUGUCACUGGUAGAUGUCAUUGCAGCCCUGGGCAAAGAGGAGAGGACUGUGGACAAGGCUGUGCUCCUGGUUGGUUUGGAGAGGACUGUGCUAUCCUCUGUAACUGCAGUAACGGAGGACUGUGUGACUCUGUCUCUGGAAGCUGUACCUGUGGUCUGGGCUGGACUGGGGCUCACUGUGACACAGAAUGUCCUCCGGGGACAUUUGGAGGUAACUGCCAGCUGAAGUGUGACUGCUGGAACAAUGGCACCUGUGACAGGGUGACUGGAACCUGCCAGUGUGGUCCAGGAUACUACGGACAUCAGUGUGAACAUGCAUGCCCCCCUGGUCUCCAUGGCCCUCUGUGCCAACUCCAGUGUAACUGUCUGAACAAGGCGUCCUGCAACCCCUCCACUGGGUUCUGUGUCUGUCCUCCAGGGUACCAUGGCUCCCGCUGUCACAGAGAGUGUCAACAGGGCACGUUUGGUGUGAACUGUGCCAAGUCAUGUGACUGUGAGGAGGGCACGCCCUGUGACCCUGUGAGUGGCAGGUGUCUGUGCACCUCAGGCAAGACUGGACCCAGGUGUGACAUUGCCUGCAAAGCAAACCGCUACGGGCCAGACUGCACAGAGAGCUGUGUGUGUUACAACGCGGCUCACUGUGACCAUCGCAACGGCCGCUGCACCUGUCUCAACAGCUGGAUCGGACUCACCUGUCAGGAAGGGUCGACUGACAGCUCCUCCCCCUCUGUGUGGGUGUGUCCUCAGGUGGGCCUCCACGCCUCCCCUACAGAAGCAGGAGGGAGGAUAACGCACAUCUAGACAACGCGUUAUAGCGCCCCUUUUUGGUCGGAGGCUCCAAUCACCAAUGAGCCUCUGACUGUAAGAGGCUGAGGCAGCAGCACAAGCUUCGCUGAAGCCAAACUGAAUUAAAAGGGUGGAUAUUAUUAUUUCAGACAUACACACCCCAACGGGACAGGAUACUGCUGCACCCACAGGAGCUGGAUGACAGAUGGAGAAAUGGACUCUAAGGAGAAAUGUUCUCAGUGUUUGCUCUAGGGUGGAUAAUGCUUUGGUGUGUGUGUAUGCUGUGAACUGUGCAGGGCUUUCAUUGUUUGUGUUCAUGUGCAUACUGUAUACAUGUGCAUCUCCCACUCAGGCAUGGCCUGACUCAUCAGUGAUGAGGUACGCUAUGUUGUGACCCCCUUUCUGGUAGUUAGAGGGCGGACAGUGGUUACCAGGACUAGGAGCUCUAUUCAUUGUGUGUCGUUGAAGCGUUCAAUUUAAAGGUAAUGACCUAUUGGGCCGACAUCUGCAGUGUUUACCUUGAAUGCAGUGUCUGCUAAAGCAGGAACAUUGCCUUUAAAUUCAAAUCAAGCUGUAAUGCUGAAUUUCCGCGAUACAGAUUGAAUAGAGCCCUAGAUCUCCCCACUACAGCCUCCUCUGCACACUCCCGUCCUGGACAAACCACGCGGGAUAUAGGAGAUGUGUUUGGCGACAGUUGCUGAACGUCCAACACUAACACUCAUUUUUAUUUCAGAGAUUCACCGACUCACUACUGUACUUGAUAUUUGUUUUGUAUACUAUGCAAUGCUAUACUAUUGUCUGUAUUUGAUUUGUAUACUUGGCAAUUCUGUAGUGUUUUAUGCUUUGGUUUUUGUCAUUUCCCCCAGAAAUGUUCAUGGAAUAUGUGGAUAAACAGUAUACAUGUGGCAUUAUUAUACAAAUCCCAUCACUUCUACAUCAUAUACUGUAAAUGAUUCAUUAUUUGAAUCUGUCCUUCUGAAUGAGCCAUCAGAGCCAACAUAACCCAGUAGUAGUGUGAGGUGAUUCCUAUCAGACAAUGUAAAGUGAUUUGAGCACCUGAAAAAGCGCUUUCAAUGAUAUUUCCAAUCCAGUAUAAUAUUGUGAUGUCUAUUUGCAGUGAAUACCAUAAAGUUAUGUUUGAUAUUCUGUACUUUAUAUGAAGCGACUUGUUAUAAAAAUGUUGGUGCUAUGGCGCUUUAAUCCACUAUAUGUUGACCAGAAGACAGUAUAUUAUCUACAUAUUGGUCAGUACAUUUUUGUUUACUAAAGUAUGUUUGCGUGGGCGAUUCUGAUUCAUAUCCUCAAAGUUUAGAGUUCACCCCAUUGGAUUGCACAAUGAUUCAGGAGACACAAUAUAACUUGAGCAGACAGUGGGCUCAGCCCAGUCAUGGUAAACAGUACCUUUUUGGUUUUUGUGUAUAAAGUGCUCUUACAUAUACAGUAUUUAUAUUUUAUACAGUAAGUGUAUACUGUCUAGGACUGGAGUGAAGAGGAUUUUCUAAUCUGGACACCUAGUUAAUAACCCGUAAAAUAACAAAAACAAUCAAUGAAUGAAAAAGUCAAACACAGGGAACUGUUUUUACAUUCUUAUUUUUUCAUUGUCAUUUCAUUAAAGACGAAGCUGUACAUCUUGUCUAAAUUCAGAUUGAAGCACAGUGCACUUAGCAAUGCCUGCAAAUGAAAAGAAAGAAAAGGCAGAGGUGACCACAACCAUAAAUAUAAAGGUCAAACUAUGUACAUACAGGAGAUGACUAGCUAGGGCAUCAUCACUGAGAGAAGGUAGUCUGCCAUUGCAUUCAUUUGAGAGCCUUCUGCACAAUUCAUACACAAUACAAAUAAAUAGCUUAUUUUUGUCUAUCUUUACACUGAUACAAUAUUAAGAGGAAAAUGCAGCAUGUUGAAAAUGAAAAUAAAAAGACACUUUUAUUCUC